AGAAAAGUCUCAGUUAUCGAAGUUAUCAGCACAAGAUAGUGGAUCAGGCUUUAUAACCAGCUGUUCUAAACCUGGCGUUGUUGCGUUAACAUUUGAUGAUGGACCGGGACCAUAUACUAACAAUUUACUUGAUUAUUUAUCAUCCAAACAAAUAAAAGCAACAUUUUUUGUAGUAGGAAUUUCGAUAAAAGAAUAUCCAGAAGUAUUAAAAAAAAUAUUUAAAGAAGGUCACCAAAUAGGAAUACAUACAAAUACACAUCCACAUUUGAAUGCUUUGACACCACCAUUUGGAGAAUGUAAUGAUCGAUGUGGUAAAUUAAUGAAGUCUUUGGGCUUAACAGUAACUCAAUGGAAUAUGGAUUCUGGUGAUUGGCGUUAUGAAAAAGAAUCAUACGAAGAUGGAAGAUUUAACUCUUUAAAUAAUAUGCUUGCUUGUUUAUCACCGUCAAAUUCAAAAAUCAAUAGUUUCAUUACGUUACAACAUGAUCAUUGUAAAUAUAGUGUUGAUGUUGUGCCAAAAGUUGUCGAAGCAUUUGAAAAAAAAGGAUACAAAUUCGAAACUGUUGCUGAAUGUUUAAGGAAUAAUGUUACACCUUAUAAAAACAAGAAUGAGAGAAAAAGCAAUACGAUGUAUAAUAUGAAGAAUAAUACGGAAAGUAAUACGAAAAGUAUUGCGAAAAGUAAUACAAAGGAUAAUACCGGUGGUAAAAAUUAUACAAUCUCUGGAUCAUCCGCUUCUAAACAUUCUGGAUCCAGUUGUAUCAUUAAUAGCAAGAAAUUUAUCAGAAUUUUGACAUUUGUUGUCAUUGUUAUUGAAAUCAUGUUGGUUUAUUAA
Messenger RNA from Cetraspora pellucida, 835 nucleotides. NCBI's taxonomy places the organism in Eukaryota, Fungi, Glomeromycota, Glomeromycetes, Diversisporales, Gigasporaceae. The record is from the annotation of a GenBank genome assembly.